GCCGCUACUGUGGGUUCCCCGGAGAGUGGGAGGCGGGGCCCGAGCCGGGAUGAGAUCGGAUGGCUGGUUGCUCUUCCCGGCCAUGGCUCUGCGCUGCUGGCGCUGGUGGCACUGGUCGGCGUGCCCUGGGACCCGGCCGCUUUCCGCCGGCAGUAGGAGUAGGAGUAGGGCACCUCUAGGGCUGGGCUUCUGCCAGCAGUUCUCCACACAGCAGCUGAGCCCCCAGAUCUGUGUGGUGGGCAGUGGCCCAGCGGGCUUCUACACAGCCCAACACUUGCUAAAGCACCACACCCAGGCCUACGUGGACAUCUACGAGAAGCAGCUGGUGCCCUUCGGCCUGGUACGCUUUGGUGUAGCGCCCGACCACCCCGAGGUGAAGAAUGUCAUCAGCACCUUUACCCAGAUAGCCCGCUCGGACCGUUGUGCCUUCCAUGGCAACGUGGUGGUGGGCAGGGACGUGACCGUGCUGGAGCUGCGGAAGGCCUACCAUGCUGUGGUGCUGAGCUUUGGGGCGGAGGACCAUCGGGCCCUGGAGAUUCCUGGUGAGGAGCUGCCCGGUGUGUUCUCAGCCCGGGCCUUUGUGGGCUGGUACAAUGGGCUUCCUGAGAACCAGGAGCUGGCUCCAGACCUGAGCUGCGACACAGCCGUGAUUCUGGGGCAGGGGAACGUGGCUCUGGACGUGGCCCGGAUCCUCCUGACCCCCCCGGAGCAUCUGGAGAAAACCGACAUCACAGAGGCUGCCCUGAGGGCACUGAGACAGAGUCAGGUGAAGACGGUGUGGAUAGUGGGCCGACGUGGACCCUUGCAAGCAGCCUUCACUAUUAAGGAGCUUCGGGAGAUGAUUCAGUUACCAGGAACCCGGCCUAUUUUGGAUCCUGCGGAUUUCUUGGGCCUCCAGGACAGAAUUAAGGACCUCCCCCGCCCAAGGAAGCGGCUGACAGAACUGCUGCUUCGAACGGCUGUGGAGAAGCCAGGGGUGGAGGAGGCUGCCCACCAGGCAUUGGCCCCCCACUCCUGGGGCCUCCGCUUUUUCCGAAGCCCCCAGCAGGUGCUGCCGUCACCUGACGGGCGGCGGGCAGCAGGCAUCCGCCUGGCAGUCACCAGGCUGGAGGGUUUUGGUGAGGCUGCCAAGGCUGUGCCCACUGGAGACACGGAGGACCUUGCUUGUGGGCUGGUGCUGAGCAGUGUUGGGUAUAAGAGCCGCCUCAUUGACCCCACUGUGCCCUUUGACCCCAAACUUGGGGUUAUCCCCAAUGUAGAGGGCCGAGUUGUGGAUGUGCCAGGCCUCUACUGCAGCGGCUGGGUGAAGCGGGGGCCUACAGGUGUCAUUGCCACUACCAUGACUGACGGCUUUCUCACUGGCCAGACGCUGCUGCAGGACCUGAAGGCUGGGCUGCUGUCAUCUGACCCCAAGCCUGGUUACACGGCCAUCGAGGCCCUGCUCAGCAGCCGAGGUCUGGGCCCCGUGGGUCUGGCCUGUGUCAUUCUCGGACUGGGAGAAGCUUGAUGCUGAGGAGGUGUUCCGAGGCCGGUGCGCUGGGAAGCCCAGGGAGAAGCUGCUGGAUCCUCAGGAGAUGCUGCGUCUGCUGGGCCGCUGACCCCAGACCCCAGACCGGCAGUGGCUGGAGGAGUGCUGUGUAGGGAAGAGGAGCCCAGGUCAGCCUGGGUAGGACUGUGUGCCACAGCUGCACUGCCUGUUCUGCCUGGCAUGGGACCUUGGCUGCCUCUUCCAGGGGCCUCUGAGCACUUUCUCCUGCCAGACAGAAGGUUGCUCUUGCCAGUGUGGGUUUAACUGUUAGGACGGCUUGGAGGUGCAGGCUGACCUUCCUCCCUCCCACCUCUCUCCAGCUGGACUGUGGAGGGUCAGCAGGUCGAGCAUAUGCUGGAAAUAAAACAGCUGCAACAGGCGG
This is a messenger RNA of Manis pentadactyla (Chinese pangolin), 1910 nucleotides long. RefSeq names its product ferredoxin reductase (gene FDXR). Lineage: Eukaryota; Metazoa; Chordata; Mammalia; Pholidota; Manidae. The transcript has 12 exons. Bases 50 to 1507 code for a protein of 485 amino acids. The record is from RefSeq and is a predicted model, not a curated record. Gene Ontology annotation, cellular component: mitochondrion. Gene Ontology annotation, biological process: ubiquinone biosynthetic process.